Eurytemora carolleeae is the source of this 1737-nucleotide messenger RNA. Its product is annotated as methylcrotonoyl-CoA carboxylase beta chain, mitochondrial. The transcript has 20 exons. Gene Ontology annotation, biological process: L-leucine catabolic process. Gene Ontology annotation, molecular function: methylcrotonoyl-CoA carboxylase activity. Gene Ontology annotation, cellular component: methylcrotonoyl-CoA carboxylase complex; mitochondrion. Lineage: Eukaryota; Metazoa; Arthropoda; Copepoda; Calanoida; Temoridae. The coding region runs from base 87 to 1736 and encodes 549 amino acids. The record is from RefSeq and is a predicted model, not a curated record.
AUUUAUUCUGUCUACGGGUGCAGUUCUCUCCCUACUCGCCACUCUCUUCUGCAUAUUCACCCUAGGACCUAAGAAGCAGAUGUAAAAUGUCUGUACUAUGUGCGAGAACUGGUUUCUUGAUUAAAAUACCAUCUUUAUAUCUAGCUCAUGGUAGUCUUAAUACACAGGCAGCCCGACCAUUUCCUGUUAUUUCCGAUACAUUGAAUACAACUUCGGCACAAGCUCAGGAUGCAAGAGCUAGAGCUACUGGUCUAAUAACUGAGCUGAGAGCACAAAUAGAGACCUGUGUGCAGGGUGGGGGAGAGAAAGGAAUAGCGAGGCAUGUUAGAUUAAAUAAAAAGGUAUUGGUUCGAGAGAGGAUUCGGCGAAUACUUGAUCCAGGAACAGAACUCUGGGAGCUCUGUACAACUGCUGGAUUAGGACUUGAAUACGGGGAUGUACCGUGUGGUGGAACAGUGUGUGGUGUGGGAAGAAUUCAUGGAUCAGAUGUUAUGAUAAUCGCAAAUGAUGGAACUGUGAAGGGAGGAACCUUCUAUCCCAUCACAAUAUCAAAACAGCUAAGAGUUCAGGAAAUCUGUUGGAAGAACCGGUUAGCUUGUUUGCAAAUAGUUGACACUGGCGGUGCAUUCCUUCCUUUGCAGUCUGAUAUAUUCCUACGAGGGGGGCGAGGGUUUGCUAACCAGGCCCUCAUGUCAAGCCAGGGAAUACAGCAGGUUGCUCUUGUGUCCGGACUAUGUACAGCUGGUGGUGCGUAUGCUCCCACGAUGUCGGAUGUUGCAAUUAUAACACACAGAAUCGGAAACAUAUACCUUGGGGGUCCGCCGCUUGUUAAAGCUGCAACAGGAGAAGUAGUAACCGGUGAAGAACUAGGUGGAGCAACUAUGCACUGUAGUGUAUCCGGGAUUACUGAUCACUUCGCUAAGGAUGAGGAGGAGAGUUUUGAAAUCACACGGGACGUUGUCGCUUCUUUAAAUCUUGAAUUAACAAGUGAGCUGGAUUCUUCUUGUCCUCCGCUCUAUGAUUCAACUGGAUUAGAACAGCUUGCCGGUCAAACACAGAUGCUCAAACCAGAUGUUUAUGCGCUUUUAGGUCGGUUACUUGACGGAAGUAGAUUCCUUGAGUUCAAAACUAUGUUUGGAGAAAGCCUCGUGUGUGGAUUUGGCCGGCUUUCUGGACAGCUGGUUGGAGUUCUUAUAAAUGCCGGGAAUAUUACGGGAGCAGACGCACAGAAAGGUGGCCAUUUUGUUCAACUCUGCGAUAACAGGGAUAUACCUUUAGUUUUUAUUCAGAAUAGUUCAAAUUCAAGUAGUGAAAGUGUAGAUGCCUCAACAUUAAAGGAGAGAGCUAAAUUUAUUCAGUGUCAAUCCAUAGUCCGUGUGCCUAAAGUCACUUUAAAUGUUGGUGGCGCCAUCUCUGAUGAGAAUUAUACAAUGUGUGGACCUUCAUUUGAUCCUAGAUUUUACUUUAUGUGGCCAGGAGCAAGGCUGCUUAAAUCUGACCCUGCUGUUCUAUCUGAUGAGCCCGAAGCUGCCUCUUCUAAGCCAAGGAAGCAGCUGAGUGAAUACAAGUUUGAGAGUAGCAGUGCAGCCUGGGCAGCUGCCAGAACUCUUUGUGAUGGAAUUAUUGCUCCUGGUGAGACAAGAGAGGUUCUAUCUAGAGCAGUUCAGCUUGGUAUGUUGCACCAUACGCCAUUGAGAGAUAGUAGAGGGCAGUCUAGAGCAGCAAUUAGAAUGUAAA